AUGCAGCAGCAGCCAAGACCGCAGCAGGGGUGGGGAGGGCCGGUGGGAGGGCGGCAGCUGGUGUGGUACGGUCACGAGGAGUACCAUCCGGUGCAGGCGGGCAGCAUUGACGGCACGGACACGCGCCCCCAUGACCGCGCCAUCAAGCGCGCCCUCCUCGCCCGCCGCCUCGCAGCCUACAAACCAUGCGCGGCAGCCAUGGAUGCGGCGUGCACGCUCUUUGUGGGGCGAAUGCUGCCCACCACCACAGAGGACUGCCUGCUGCAGCCCCCCUCGUCCUCCUUCCAUCGUACCAACCAUCUCUUUCUCUCCUCUCACAAUCUUGCUGCGUUUGUCUCAUGA
Closterium sp. NIES-65 is the source of this 342-nucleotide messenger RNA. The record is from the annotation of a GenBank genome assembly. Lineage: Eukaryota; Viridiplantae; Streptophyta; Zygnematophyceae; Desmidiales; Closteriaceae.